Molecule: messenger RNA, 1812 nt
Organism: Closterium sp. Naga37s-1
Lineage: Eukaryota; Viridiplantae; Streptophyta; Zygnematophyceae; Desmidiales; Closteriaceae
Source: the annotation of a GenBank genome assembly
AUGGCGCGCCAGGCUCCUCCACGCGGGACGCGUCGGGUCCCGCGGCUGCUGCUGCUGCUGCUGCUGCUGCUGCGCGACCAGCCGCUCCUGCUGCUGCUCUCUCUGAUCGUCUCGGUCUCGGCGACAGUGACUGUCGCUGUCGCUGUCGCACAGGAUCAUGAUACAUUCGCCGCAGUCACCUACCUGCCGGCCACUCAGAGCCUGGCGUUGGGUCCGGGGUACACUGUGUCUGUGAACCCCGCAACCAACCCGCCUUCGCUGGCCGUUGUCGACUGGAACGGCGCGCCUGUCGCGCCCACCUAUAACGCGGACGGAUCCGCCACUGUUGCCGGGUACACCGCGUACCCAAACGGCACCGUCAUUGGUCCGGGCGGCCUUUCCAUCUACCUUCAAGGUUCCAGCUCUGAUCCAUUGUUCUCGAUGGGAACAACAACAGUCCUCAGGAACGGAACCAUUGUGGACGGUUCGGGAAAGAAACUCGUGCCGACGAAAAACCCUAAAGGGGACGGGUCGUACACAGCAGGGGACUUGACUGGGUGGCCUAGAAACGGCCUCAUCAUUGGCAGCGGUGGCGCCGUGAUCAACGCCGGCGUGCCGCUCACCCUCACCGCGGACGGCAGCAUUGCUUUCGCUCCGCAUGUUGCUGUUCCCGUGCCUGGCGCCGCCAUCUCCGCUAACCCCGCCACCCACAGCCUGUCGUUCGGCUACUAUACACUGUGUUUGAACGGCACGGAGAUGUCCCUCCUAGACUCCUCCCGCAAUCCUGUCCAACCCACCACCAACCCCGACGGGUCCCGCUAUCUUGGCGGCUAUACUCUUUACAAGAACGGCACAAUCACCGCUCCGGGCGGCAUUGCCAUUGACACUGUUGGUCCCAACGCGGGGCUGCGUGUGGGAAGAACGACGGUUCUGAUAGUAAACGGAACGGUUCUGGACGGUUCGGGAGCAAAAAUCAUGCCGACGGGUCCGAAUGAGGACGGGUCGUACAGUGCAGGGGACGUGAAAGGGUGGGCCAACGGGACUAUUAUUGACACCAACACUGGUGUGGUGCUCUAUGCUGGUGCGCCGCUGGCCCUCACAGCUGACGGCAGGGUCACUUUGGCCUCUCUCUCCAUUCCCACUGGUGCCGCUGCUCCCUCUGCUGCUGCCGCUGCUCCUCCUACUGAUGCCGCUUCUCCUCCUCCUGAUGCUGGUGCUCCUACUGCUGAUGCUGCUGCUCCCUCUGCUGAUGCUGCUUCCACUUCUCCCCCUGCUGCUUCCACUUCUCCCCCUGCUGCUUCCACUUCUCCCCCUGCUGCUUCCACUUCUCCCCCUGCUGCUUCCACUUCUCCCCCUGCUGCUUCCACUUCUCCCCCUGCUGGUGCUUCUACUCCUGCAGCUGCUCCUCCCCCGCCCAAGACUGCUGCGUUUGUGUUUCACACCCGGCACAUGGCGGUUCACACCCGGCACAUGGCGGGUCACACCCGGCACAUGGCGGGUCACACCCGGCACAUGGCGGGUCACACCCGGCACAUGGAGGGUCACACCCGACACAUGGCGGGUCACACCCAGCACAUGGCGGUCACACCCGGCACAUGGCGGGUCACACCCAGCACAUGGUGGGUCACACCCGGCACAUGGUGGGCCACACCCGGCACAUGGCGGGUCACACCCAGCACAUGGCGGUCACACCCGGCACAUGGAGGAGAGGGUCACGCUCGGCACUGCGCAGGAGCCUUGCUGCUGGCAUGUGAUAUGAUGCUUGCCUCAUCUGCUACCACCCCGCUGCAUCCCUGUUCCUUCUCCACCUCCACACCGCCUCGCCCUUGCUGA